This is a messenger RNA of Amphibalanus amphitrite, 3258 nucleotides long. RefSeq names its product tetratricopeptide repeat protein 7B-like. Gene Ontology annotation, molecular function: protein binding. Gene Ontology annotation, biological process: protein localization to plasma membrane; phosphatidylinositol phosphate biosynthetic process. The record is from RefSeq and is a predicted model, not a curated record. The transcript is spliced from 13 exons. Gene Ontology annotation, cellular component: plasma membrane. The coding region runs from base 173 to 2689 and encodes 838 amino acids. NCBI's taxonomy places the organism in Eukaryota, Metazoa, Arthropoda, Thecostraca, Balanomorpha, Balanidae.
GCACAACAACGCAGAGGUGCGACGCCUAUCGGUUCGGUCUUUGCACAACGCCUGUCAAUAAAGUUGAUGCGCCCUUUUUUCUUUUCAGAGGGCUUACACAAGAUACUGAUGCUGUAGGUGUGUUGGCCAACAUUGUUAGAAAAUAGAAGCCUGUUUACCUGUUUCUCGGUGAAUGGCCAUGUCUAAUAAAGGGAAACCAAGCGUCAGGGAAGCAGAGAUCGAAAAAUGUCGAGAAGAGGGAAAUUGGAAAAGAAUAAUCGACUUGGCUGAGCAAGUGAAGCAGAGAUCGCCUUCUUCAGAGCCACUGGCCACGUUCCUGAUCUCCGAGGCUCGACUGGAAGCCUACCUGGAGGAGAACCCUCCCACCGAGGCGAACCACGAGCGGGCGCGUGCCGAGCUGCGCGCCGUGCAGCGGCAGCUCACCUCCGCCGCGUCGGCCGAUCCCUCACAGAAGGUGGAUAUGACCAUCGACGCCCACCUGCUGCUCGGCAAACUGCACUACGCCAUGGGCCUGUACGAGGACGCGCUGCUCAACCUGUCCCGCGCCGGACUCGACACGCUCUCCAAGCGCCAGCUGCCGACGCGCAGUCUGCGGGUGGUGGCGGAGUCGUACGCCGUUAAGGGUCUCUGCCUGGAGAAGGUACCGCUCGCUAGCACUAGCAAGUUCAAGGCGGCUGAGCGCGAGGAGGCCAUCAUAUCGUCGUUUGAGUUGGCCAGUGACCUGGCGCUGCUGUAUCUCCAGGAGAUGGACCGGGCCGGCACCACGCAGAGCACAUGGAGCGUGCAUACGGCCGGGUCGUCCAGCUCGCCCCUUCCGCCGCCCUCCGAGAACCGGCUGGGCCUGAUCCUGGAGACGGCACUGCAGAAGGCGCCCAUCCUCAGCCUGAAGGUGGGACAGAUGCCGCGCGCCAUCCAGCGCUACCGCAUGAUGCUCAGCGCCGUCGAAACGUCCGCCACGCAGGGGGUACGUCUGGCGAUGGCACGUCGCCUCUCGGAGAUCCUACUGCGCGGCGUCAGUGACCGCGCCUACCACCAGCUGGACGCUGUGCUGGUCAGCGCGCAGAAGAAGAGCUCGGUCGGUGGCCGGCCGGCCGUGUCGCCCUGGAAGCCACGCCGUCAGGCGGGUACCAACCUGUUCGUCCCCAAAGACAUCAACGAGGAGAUAGUGCUGCUGCUGCUCAUCAGUGAGGCUCUAGCAGUCCGUGAGGCGGUGCUCACGCAGUCGCCGGAGACGCGCGAGGCGCGCCACAAGUCCUACGAAGUGGCUACCUCUGUGUACGACCUGAUGACGAUGGCGCUGGUCAGGAAGGGCCAGGCCGUCAUGCUCUGUGAGUCGCUGGAGCGCGCGCUGCGGUUCAGUUUCGAGGAGGCUCACGUCUGGCAGCAGUACGCCCUGUCGCUGGUGGCCGCCGGCCGGCCGGAGCGGGCUCUCCUCGUUCUGGAGGAGGCUGUGCGGCUGAACCCCGGUCAGACCGUGCUGCUCCUGCUGGCUGCCAGAACCUGCUACCAGCACCUGCAUCAGUACGAGGACGGCGUACGUUGGAGCGAGCAGGCCGCGCAGCAGGGUACCGGCCACGGCGGCAGCGGCUCCGUGGGCCUGGCUAGUCGCGCCCAUCUCUAUCUGGGUAUAGGACAGAUGCUGCUGUCUGCUCAGUCCCGGCAGCAGCAACAUAAACAGCGGCUGGCCGACUCGGCGGUCGACAACUUCAGACGAUGCCACGAGCUGGACCCGGGCGACCACCUGGCCUCGUUCUACCUGGGCUACCAGCUGGCCCGUGCACGUGAGGUGGACGAGGCGGUGACUCACGUGCGCACGGCGCUGCAGCGUCGGCCUGACCACCUGAGCUCACUGCACCUGCUGGCCCUGCUGCUGACUGCCGAGAACCGGCACACGGCCGCUCUGGAGCUUCUGCAGGCGGCUCAGGAGGAGUAUCCAGAGGACCUGCAGCUGAUGAACACGCGAGUCCAUGUGGAGGAGUUCUGCAACGGAACGGAGGCGGCGCUGGGCGUGGCGCGCGAGAUGCUGGAACAGUGGAAGGAGAUCUACGACGCCCGGCUAGCGGAGAACAGUGCCGACAACGACCGGCAGUACAGCGUUGUCUCUGAUCCCGACUCGGGCUCUGUGCGCGCUCCGUCCACCAUGGCUCCGUCCCGGGUGGAGCAGGCCCUCUCUGAGGUGGCCUCCUCUCUCAACUCGAGCCAGCCACGCUCGGGUCCGCAGCAGGUGUGGACGCUGCAGAUCCAGAUCUGGCUGCUCAGCGCCGAACUCUACCUCAAACUGGACCAGGUGAGCCAGGCCAUCUCAUGCGUCCAGGAGGCGUCCACCAUCGCUCCGGCCUCACACCACGUCCUCUACAUGAAAGGACUGGUGCACGAGUACAAGCACGAGUUUGAAGAGGCCAAACAGCACUACAGCGACGCGCUGGCCCUCAACCCGCACCACAUCAAGAGCCUGCAGCACAUUGGUCUGGUGCACCACUACCUGGGCAGCCACCGGCUGGCGGAGAAGAUGCUGCGUGAUGCCAUUCAGCUGGAGCCGCUGGUGCACCGCACCUGGUACAACCUGGGCAAGGUGCUAGAGUUUCUGGGCGAAAACGAGGCGGCUGCCGACUGUUUCAUGACCGCCGUUCACAUUGAGGCGUCGGCGCCCGUUCUACCGUUCACCACCGUACCGCUAUGCUUCGAGUGAGCGCCGCUAGAGGCGCCACUGUCGCCGCCGCUCCCCCCCCCCCCCGCCCUCCCGCCGCGUCUGCUGCUUUUAGUAGGUGCGAUUCGUGAUUUUGUCUCGUCAGUGGUGUGUGAUAUCAUGUUUGUUUUCCAUGUAAUUUUUUUUUUUAGGUUGGUGCCAAACUGGAUGCAGGCAAUAUUUGUUGAAUCGGUGAUAUAUUCUGGCAUCGGCUGGUGCUGGAUAUUUUAAGAGGUGAAUGCCUAUCGCCACUCCGUAAGCGUGUAGCUAUCGAUAUAGAGAGAGCAUCCAUCAAUAUGGAGCGUCACAAUUAGAGGAUCUAGGGGUCUCUUUUACUCGUAGCUCCAUGGGCCACUGUUAGCAAGUCCGCUUUUGUCAGCAGAGGUGCCAGGGCCCGUGCCCAGCGAAGACCGAUGUACUAGUCAGGUCGUGGUGGCCGAUCGUCGCUCUCUAGGUCAGUGCCGAUGGUCUGUGCCGUUACGUACGUAAAAAAACAUCCCACGACUGCCGUGCUGUUAUCUAUACCUGUGGUAUCUAUAUGUAUGUUCAAUAUAUUGUGUGUAUGGGAUUCA